AUGGCGUUAAAAUUACGACCUGCAGCGUUGUCUGACGUCGAACAACUAACCGACGUUUUCUUCUCCGGCUUCAAAAACGAUGCUGUGAUGGCACUCUGCUUUCCUGAGAAGCCAGCGGUUCGCAGAUUCUGGAUCGAGGGGCUUAAGGAAGCGCUCAGUGACUCGGAUAUUCACCUCGUCGCUGUAGUUGCUACCGAGCUCCCUGGCGAGCCAGUCAUCGCCUUUGCAAACUGGGUCAGCCCGAACAACAAGCCCAAUUCGACACGACCACUGUAUCCUGAUUCAGGAGACAACAAAGAACUGGCCGCGUUUUAUUUCCCAUACUUGCAAGCGCAAAGGACAAAGAACAUGGCGGGACGAAACUGUUGGUACCUGGCUGCUCUUGUCUGUCAUGAAGACUACCAGGGCAAGGGAGCUGGCGGUUUAUUGCUGCGAUAUGGCCUAAAUCGCGCGGAUGAAAUGGCUGCGGAUGUUUAUCUGGAAGCUAGUCCCCCCGGUGUGCCAAUAUAUAAGCGCUUUGGCUUCAAGGAGAUUGACAGGGUUGUUGUGCUGGAUGGGCAAUUUACAGAGCUAUUGAUGUUGCGAGAAUCCCCGUCCAAUGCAGCAGUCAAAGCAUGA
Messenger RNA from Clonostachys rhizophaga, 618 nucleotides. The record is from the annotation of a GenBank genome assembly. Lineage: Eukaryota; Fungi; Ascomycota; Sordariomycetes; Hypocreales; Bionectriaceae.